This is a messenger RNA of Saccostrea cuccullata (small rock oyster), 1899 nucleotides long. Its product is annotated as nudC domain-containing protein 1-like. The coding region runs from base 2 to 1729 and encodes 575 amino acids. The record is from RefSeq and is a predicted model, not a curated record. Lineage: Eukaryota; Metazoa; Mollusca; Bivalvia; Ostreida; Ostreidae. The transcript is spliced from 10 exons.
CAUGGCGGACAAAGUAGAGUUAUGCGUACGUCGUGAACUUUUGGAUCCAAAUUUUGACGGAUAUAAGCUGAGUCUUGAUCCUUUGCCAACAUAUACAUGCAAAUUAGGCAAUGGCAUUGCGUUUACGUCACUGUCUGAGGACCAGUAUUCCUACCAUCACGCUAAGUUGUUCGGAGUCCAUAAUCACCUGUAUGUGGAUCCAUGGAACACGGACUGUGUUUACUUUAUUGACAGUGGAUGGAGUAUAGUUCAAGCCCUAUCUACUGGAACCAGUGUCACUGUAACUGGUAAUGUGGGAAUAGUUCCUGAUCUGAACAGGCAGAACUCUGUGACUGGUCGACUGAAUGCCGCCCUUUGUUUUGUGUCGGAGGACUUGGCUGUAGUCGGAGAUGGUGCUGGAAAGCUUCAUCUGUAUUUCACGGGAGCUAGGAACAGUUCACAGCCCUGGAAGAUUGUAUUUUCUAAUGAUCCCUUGGAGAACAUCACCCCCUUCCUGCUGGUAGACGCAGUGUUGCAUACAGUAGACAGUACAUACAAACUGGAAUGCCUGUGUGUACAUGUGAUAGAAUGUAAUGCUGAGCAGAAAGACAAGUACAGAUCUACACAUCUAACAGUCAUCGAGUGGAUUACAGUAUCCUCAGGGGACAAAAUUACUUGGGUACAAGAGCGGAGUAGACGUCUUUAUGGGAGACGACCUUACGAUUACGCUGCCUUCAGUAAGGACGGGUCUGCUUUGGUUGUCGGGGCUGAGGCAGAUUUUGUCUUUGAGUACGACUCUCUGAAACCUGUCCGAGAAGAGGAACCCAUGGAUGCAGAAACCAAUGGCCAAGAAAAGCCCGAGCCUGAGUACACCUGGUCACAGAACACAGAGGAGGUGACUUGUGGAAACCAUUUAUUGAAGGGUCAGUUGUUUGGGGAUAUAGAUGUAGAAGGCAGCACUUGGACAAUUCAAGACCAGAGGGUGGAGGUGACAUUGAGUAAGUGUGAGGAGCAGGUGUGGUCCCAUAUUGUGGUGGGGGACAAUCGGGGGGAGAUGACGAUGGACCCGGCAAUGAUAGCUCAGAUCCAUGAAAGGCUGGCAGGACUUACCUCAGACCAAAUGAAUCCUGAUCCUGAAGAGGGAAAAGAAAAACCAUACAACUCACAACAGCUUGAGGAGUGUGACGUUUUCCCAGACGAAUCCUCUUCUAUAAUGAGAUUUGACGGAGAUACGCAUAAAAUUACACACCAGACAAACACGGGAAGCCAUCAGUUUCUUUUCUCUGCCUCUCUUGAUAAAGACAAGCCUCUGGCUCUCUGUUUACGUCAUGACGUCGACGGCAUCAUGUGGCAGCCGGAAAACCAGUGCAAAGAAACGGAACUUCCCUGGCAACAUGUGGCAACGUUCAAUGCAUUUGGUUAUGUUCAGGCCUCUAAACAAAAUCGUAAAUUUACUUUAUGUGCCCCAGACUGUUCGUUUGCUAUUAUUUGUGACAUUUGGCGACACGCAUAUGUAUAUAGGCAGCCAGAACCUAUUGCAACUCCAGUCAGAAAUCGGAAAGAUGGACGACAGAUUAGCCAUGUUGCCAAGCAACAGGUGGUUUCGUUGGAAUGUACCGAUCACAUUGUCGGUGUACAGGCAACAUCACAGAAACUCUAUAUUCUGACUGAAUCUGUAUUACAUGCUGUUCAAAUCAACUCAGGGAUACAAAUUCAGUCCUCAGUUUCAGAAACAAGCAUGUGGAAUUAAUGUUCACACAUUCAUGAAGAGCAUAACUAAAGCUUCACAUUUAUCUGAUUUGGAAUCAUUUUUUUGCCAUCAAAUUAAAUGUACUCAUUUUGUUGAUGUUUUCAAAAACGUUGUUUUUGUUAAUUUUGAUAAAUCAGUGAGACAGUAAAUUAAACUGUAUAAUAAUGUUG